AUGACGAUCAGUACUUGUAAAGCCCGUACGCUUGCAUGGCACGCGGACAAUGAAGAUCUGAUGACGCAACCCAGGAGGUUAAAGUACGACGUCAUCGGAGUGACCGAGACGAGACGACGCCACCCUCUCAACGCCGUAUAUGAAAUUGAAGAAGAAACCAUUGUUGGUGAUUUUAGCGGCAAGAUUUGCCCCAGAAGAACGCCUGACGAACUUCACAUCGGAACCCACGGGGUCCAAUGGGACGAACAGGGGGAGAGGCUUUCCGAGUUCAUCAUGACGACUAAGGCACUCAUGGGAACUCGCAAUUUCAGAAACCCUCUCCUCUACGCUGGACAUGGGAGUCACCCGGUGGAGGGUACCAUACCGAAAUUGACCACGUCAUCGUCAAUAAAAGGUUUUGCCCUACGGAUGUCGCUGUUAUCCCAAGGUUUUAUACGGGUUCGGACCACUCUUUCCUCUGGAGAAGAUUUUUCGUUUACCCGGAGCAAAGAAAAAGCUGCGAAAGUUACAGAGGGAAUUUCAAGAGCUAUCAUUAACUGGGAUCUUUUCGCUCUAGCCUGUUCUUGGGAAGAUUCCGCAAUGGACAGCAUCGACGAGCAAUACGAUCGGCUCGCUGAACAUCUUCAAGACUGCAUGUGGGAGGGACAGAGUUAUAAAAUAGGCGAUAAGAGAGAUUUCAAAGAAAGAAGAGGAGAAGUGUUGGCUAAAGCUACACAGGCGGGAAAAAUCAUCCGCCAUGCCCGUCGAGAAUUCGCCAAUCCCAAGACAAAGAUGACCGCUCUCCGGAACCCGAAUGGAACAACGACUGCAUCGAGAAGGGGAAUGGAGAAAAUAAUUUACUCUGAUCUCUUCGACAGUCAUGCCCACUUGACUCCUCACCAUCUGAUGGAAGAUGGAUAUGUCCUUCCAGAGGUUCCGAUGUACGACAUGCCAUCAUGUCGGAUUGAAAAAGUGUUAGAUGAAGAACAGCCAUGCGAGCAAGCAGAGUUUCGAAAAGGAUCCAGCACGAUUGACCACAUUCAUUUAAAACUUAUCGAGGUAUCACAAGAUGCCGCUCUGGCUCACCUUGAUCCACUUGAAGAAGGCCUUCGACUCAGUUGA
Messenger RNA from Necator americanus (New World hookworm), 1101 nucleotides. RefSeq lists its product as uncharacterized. The record is from RefSeq and is a predicted model, not a curated record. NCBI's taxonomy places the organism in Eukaryota, Metazoa, Nematoda, Chromadorea, Rhabditida, Ancylostomatidae. The transcript is spliced from 2 exons. The coding region runs from base 1 to 1101 and encodes 366 amino acids.